Molecule: messenger RNA, 1545 nt
Organism: Tetranychus urticae (two-spotted spider mite)
Lineage: Eukaryota; Metazoa; Arthropoda; Arachnida; Trombidiformes; Tetranychidae
Product: protein Red-like
Source: RefSeq, a predicted model, not a curated record
CCCGAAUUCUGAAAAUGUUUCAAAAAGAUUUUCAACUUCGACAAUUGAAGUUAAAAACCAAGACGAAACAUUAUUCAAAAUGUUGCGCUAAACCAGUAGAGGGCACACUUGAACAAGCUGAAAGAUUGAAAAACAUAUGACUCCAAAAUUUUUUGAUUGAAUGUUGUUUGUUUUUUUUGUAUUAAUUUAUUAUAUUGUGACCCGAAAGAAAAUUGAUUAAAUAUGGAACUUGAAGCUAUAAGUAACCCUAUUGCUCCAGCCCACCUGGACACUGGUUCAACACAAUCCAACAGGGAUGCUCAUCCUUUAACCAAUGAUGAUUUCAGAAAGCUUUUGAUGACUCCUAGGGCCGGCUCUUCUGGAUCAGCGUCUGUUCGUUCCGAUGUCCAUGCCUCCGUUAGAAGUGGUCGUAAAACGACAUUAGUUUCUGACAAUGAAAACCGUAACAAGAAAAAGAAAUUUUAUGCCGCUUCAAAGAAGCAAGAAGAGGGUGUUUUAUCAGAAUUAUCCAAGAAAUAUCGUGAUCGAGCAAAAGAGCGGCGAGAUGGAGCUAACCCGGAUUACCAAAAUGAGGAUCCUGUAAAAUCAAUGGAAGCUUAUCGAGCUGUUGCCCCUGAUUUUAAAUCCACUUUCGAUGCUGCUGAAAGACGUAAACGAAUGAUUGAAGAAUCUAAAUUCUUAGGAGGUGAUAUUAAACAUACUCAUCUUGUAAAAGGUCUUGAUUAUGCCUUACUUCAUAAAGUUAAAGCUGAAUUGGUAGAAAAAGAUGAUGACAAUGAUGACGAAGAAGAGGAGAAAAUACGAGGAAGACAUAGAAGGUCAUCAGAAUCUGAUAGUAAAGAAGAUUUCAUGCCAAAAUCAACAAUGGCGACUAAUAUUCUUGCUUUGUUAAAAGAGGAAAAGUUGAGCAAUGAACGAAAUGAACUAUUUCUUCCGGGUAGAAUGGCUUACACGAUUGAUCUGGAAGAUCCCUUCAUCGAUGAUAUCCCCACUACAAUUAUACGUAGCAAAGCAGACUGUCCUAACACAGAUAGUCUUUCUGAACUCAGCAUUAAUAAUAUAGUCAUCAACAAAUUGAUUCAAAUUACAAAUUACUUACGACAAGGUGGAGCACCGAGGAAAAAAAGAAAGAUCGAUCUAUCGACUUUAACGAUCUUAUCAAGACUGGUUGAGCAAAAUUAAAUAUAUUUAAUGAUGAUUGAAAAAUUGAAACCUUCCUUAUUCUGGGUUGAAAGACAUCUUAAUCAACAAUUGUAACAAUCAAUACAAGUUGUAAUAAUCGAAUGAAUGUAACAAUGAAUGUAACCUAAAAAUUUGAUCACAUUACGUCUUGAAUUUUAGGAGCACUGAACACUACUUGUAUUGUUGUUGUAUUAUCAUUAAUUUUAACAUGAAACAUUGCCAAUUUGUUGAUGGUGUUGAUCUUGUUUCAGGUUUAACACAUAAUCAGCUAAACAUAUAGUCAAAAAUAGGAAAGUAACAACAACAAACAAAAUGUAAUUCAAUCUAUGAACAGUUUAACACAUUAAAUGCUUGUUUUUGUAA